This is a messenger RNA of Cylicostephanus goldi, 348 nucleotides long. The record is from the annotation of a GenBank genome assembly. NCBI's taxonomy places the organism in Eukaryota, Metazoa, Nematoda, Chromadorea, Rhabditida, Strongylidae.
UUGCUAACUAACUGCUACAGUACUGUAAUUAGGACCUUUUUACGACGGUACAGUCGAGAUUCAGACGGUUACACCACGGCCGACAUCGACUAUUUCUGGGGACAAAAGAAGUCAGAUCCUAGGCGAAAAGCAGUGAGGUUCGACAAUUUCAUGUUGCCACAAUUCAAACAGACGGGCUAUAAUGUGAACAUUACCAAAGCCGUCACAUCUUCAGGAGAAUAUGUUCGCCUCUACUUCGAAGUUCUUCUAAUCCGAAACAUGGGUUUCUAUGCCAUGAACAUCGUCAUUCCAUCUAUGCUAAUCGUGACCAUAUCAUGGGUAAGUCUCUGUGCAAUGCAUUACCUCUAA